AUGCUCACAACUACAUUUUUAUCCAAGUUCUUAAGUGGUGAUCCCAAGUUGCUGAAGGCGUUGGAUUUGGAUGGAGCUAAAUUGGACAACAUCCCAAAGCAAGUCUUCAAACUAUUUCAUCUCAGGUAUCUUAGUUUUGCAAGAACUGGAGUUAAAAUUAUUCCAAAAUCUAUUGGGAAGCUUCAAAACCUUGAAGCUAUAAAUCUGAGACGGACCAAUGUAACAAAGUUGCCUGUGGAAGUUCUAAAGCUAAGAAAACUCCGUUUUCUUAGGUUUGGCGGAUGGGGAGAUUAUUCAAAUGACUAUGCAGUUUGGGGCUGUAAAUGUCCACUUGGAAUUGGAAAGCUUAUUUGUUUGGAGGAGCUGUAUGGUAUAGAAGCAGAUAGUGAUAAAAUAGUAAGAGAGAUUGGAAGCCUAACGCAAUUGCGGCGAUUAGACAUCACAGGGCUCAGAAGAGAAGAUGGAAAGGAGUUGCUCUCCUCCCUCUUGAGGCUGACCAACCUUCGAGAUUUGAUCAUCUCCUGUAUUGAAGAAGAUGAGACCCUUGAUCUCCAACAUUCCGUCUCUCCAAAACUUGAAUUCCUCACAUCUCUGUUAUUGAAUGGGCGUUUAGAGAGAGUGCCGCAAUGGGUGACAUCACUUCAAUCCUUGAGAACCUUACGGUUGUUCAACAGUAGGUUGAGAGAAGAUGAGAAUGUAAUAGGCUCCCUCGAACAUUUGCCCAAUCUGGUAUCACUUAGUCUCUAUGGUGCUUAUGAAGGGGAGACAUUAUGUUUCAAGGUUGGAGGAUUUCAAAAACUCCAGUGCUUAGAGCUUGCACAAUUGAAAAGACUGAAAUGGGUGAGAGUGGAAGAGGAAUCAGUGCCUAGUCUCAGAAGUCUACAAUUAGUUGGUUGUAAACUGAUGCAGGAGUUGCCUGCAGGCACCCAAAACUUGACCGGACUUCAAUUUCUUGGGUUCCUUGAUAUGUCUGAUGAGCUGAUGCACAAAGUACAGAAUUUGGAUAAACAAAGUGAAGAUUAUCAGACAAUUUCUCAUAUCCCUCAAGUUUUCACUGGUCACUGGAUUAACGGUCGGUGGGAACCCAAGUUCCUCUAA
Coffea arabica (coffee) is the source of this 1098-nucleotide messenger RNA. The record is from RefSeq and is a predicted model, not a curated record. Lineage: Eukaryota; Viridiplantae; Streptophyta; Magnoliopsida; Gentianales; Rubiaceae.